AUGACGGUCCCCACCCUCGUCGCCGCCCUAAACACAGGCCUCAAAGUCUCCUCGGAAACGGCAACCUUCCUGGCCAACGCCGGGCUCGCCAUCGCGAAGAAUCCCGCCAGCGGCGCCUUCGACCUCGACGAGAUGAAUGUGCAUAAUGGGUUUGAGCACGAUGCUAGCUUGUCGCGUAGAGAUUACGAUCUCGGUGGCGAGGCCCAGGCUUUCUCGUGGGAGGUGUUUAACGAGACGGUGUCGUAUUAUAGUAGUAAAGGCGGGAUUACAGUCAAGGAUGUUGCUGAUGCGCGGUGGGGCAGAGUGAAGAGCUCCCGAGCUCAGAAUCCAAAGUUCUCACUCGAUGCUAAACACAGAUUUAUCUCGUAUAUCGAGUCGGCGGCAUACCAUGCCAUCUUUCGCGAUCCCCAGACGCGUCUGGCGCCGUUGGAAUGGAUUGUGGUUUGGUUUAGUCAGGAACGUUUACCGUACCGGGAGGGUUGGCGUCCGGUUAACGACAUCACGGGGAUUACGAUUGCGGCUGAUGUGCUGCAGAUGGCGUUGCUUGCGCCUGAGGAUGGGGAGUAG
Plenodomus lingam JN3 is the source of this 567-nucleotide messenger RNA. RefSeq lists its product as uncharacterized. Lineage: Eukaryota; Fungi; Ascomycota; Dothideomycetes; Pleosporales; Leptosphaeriaceae. The record is from RefSeq and is a predicted model, not a curated record. Gene Ontology annotation, molecular function: peroxidase activity.